GACAGGGCCCGGCGGUGGUUCCCGCGCCCGAGGCGGCGGGCAGGGCUGGAAAAGAAACUUCCCCGUGUGAAGCUGCAGGUGACGAUUAGGGGAAAAGCUGCCACCGCUCAAGCCGCCAGCUGCCCUGCGCAUCCUGCCUGGCUGGAGGAAGCGCUCGCUGACAGGGCAGCGCAGCCGCUGGGUGCGCGGCCAUACCCUUCGAAGGCUCUGACCCCGCUACCGAAACCUUGCCACGCAAACCCCGUGCAGGUUCUGCGACCAGCGCAGAAGAAGCCUCCUUCCCGCGGCUCUCCUGGCCCGGCUGGCAAAGCUGAAGGAAUAUCAGCAGAAGAAUAACCCUGGAGCAACUGCAGGAACUAAGAAAAAACGCAAAACUAAAGAAGGCAGUAGACCUGAGACUCCCACCAACGAUGACCGGCAGCCUCCAGAGAACGCAUACUUUGACAGUGAUGUUGCCACUCGUAAUGCUGAACAGCUUGCUACCGAUGUCCCUGUGCUAUCUAACAGCAACAGUCUACCUAGUUGUGGUUCUGUUCUGCCUGCUCCCGGGAGCAUGCAGCUGAUACAGAUUCAUGAACCUGAGGAUCAUAAAAAUGCUUUGGAUGAGAACAGGUCUUUCUCGUCAACAGAAAGUCUCCGCCAGUUGUCUGAACAACUCAAUGGCCUGGUUUCUCAGUCUACGUCGUAUGUGAAUGGGGAAAGUGCUGUGUCUCCCACAAAUAUUAAGGAAAUGGAAACACGUUACCAGGAGCUGGCAGUAGCCCUGGAUUCCAGCAAUCUAACUAACAAACAGCUCGUUACAAAGAUAGAGGAAUUGAAACAGCAGAACCAAGAAGCAGUGAAUCAGCUGGAGAAGGAAAAGAAGGAGUUUGAACAGAAAUUUUCUAAAGAGCAAGCAGCACUGAGGGAACAGCUACAGGUUCAUAUCCAGACUAUUGGAAUUCUAGUUUCUGAGAAGUCUGAGUUGCAGACAGCCCUUGGACAUACUCAGCAAGCUGCACGGCAGAAAUCAGCCUCAACCGACUCUGCUCUGACUUGUUCAGGAGAAGCUGAAAACCUUGCUGCUCGUUUACAUUCAUCUCGCCAGAGGGUAUCAGAGCUAGAACGUACUUUGUCCUCCAUCUCCAUGCAGCAAAAACAGUCAGAGAAGCAUAAUAAAGAGUUAGUGAAGGAGCGAGACAACCUGAAACUGGAACUGUACAAACGAAGCAAAAGUAGCGAGGAAAUAAAGCAGCAGAAUUCGGAGCUGUCAGAGAAAGUUCACUCCCUGGUUUCCAAGAAUUCAGCUAUGAAGUUGGAUAUGGAGGAUUUGCAUAAGAAACUGGAAAUGGCUGAACUGAUGAUUCAGCAGUUCUCAAAUCAGGCAGGGAGUCUGGAUGCAAACCAGCAGUUGCAGAUGGUACUGGAGGAGAAGGCGAGCCUGGAAACCCAGGUUGCUCAGCUCUCAGAGUCACUUCACCAGCUCCAGGCAGAAAGAGAUCAGUAUGUAGAGAAACUGAAGGAGGAGCGGAGCAUUUGGCAGCAGCGGGUACAGCAGCUCUCUGAGCAGGUCCACACAAUGGCAGAGGAGAAGGAGAAACAUAUGGCCCAAAUUCAGGAGCUGGAAGCCAAUGUUACAGAGCUGCUGAACAAAUCAGCAGUUAAGCCCAUGGAUAUUGAGCCUUCCUCACCAGCAGGGCCCACAGCAGCUGAGCUGAGCCUGCAGGAAGAGAUACAGCGGCUGCAGCAAGAGAAGGAGGAACUGCACGGGCAGUACCAGGCCCAGGUCCGGGACAACGAGCAGCUGAGCCACCUCAACCGGGAGCAGGAGGAGCGGCUGCUGGAGCUCGAGAAGGCUGUGCAGCGCUACAACGAGGAGUCUGUGGACAGACAGCAGAUCCUGGAGGACAUGCAGAGUGACAAGGCCACAAUCAGUAGGGCACUGAGCCAGAAUCGGGAGCUGAAGGAACAGCUGGCUGAGCUGCAGAAUGGGUUUGUCAAACUGACAAAUGAAAACAUGGAGGUGACAAGUGCCCUACAGUCCGAGCAACAUGUAAAGAAGGAGUUGGCCAAGAAGCUUGGGCAGCUGCAGGAGAACCUGGGGGAGCUCAAAGAGACGCUGGAACUGAAAACACAGGAGGCUCGAGGUCUGCAGGAACAGCGGGACCAGUACUACGGCCACUUACAACAGUACACCGUGGCUUACCAGCAGCUGUCUGCCGAGAAGGAGGAAUUGCACAAACAGUUCUUGCUUCAGACACAGCUUAUGGAUCGGCUACAGCAUGAGGAGGUUCAGGGGAAGGUGACAGUGGAAAUGCACCUGAAAGAGCUGCAGCAGACCAAGGAAAAUCUGGAAGCUGUAGCUAAGGAAAACAAAGAGCUGCAGGCCCAGAUCAGUCAGUUAGCAGCAGACCUGGAUGGCAGGAUUUUGCACCGGUUAGAGGGAGAUGGAGUUGAAAGUGAAGCAAUGACUGAAGAAAUCCAAAAAUCUUCAUUUGUGAUCCCAGAGAAGUUUGAAAGCCAUGAAGAAAUGGUCGCUUUCUUGACAUCUGCCAUGUCCCAAGUGGAGGAGGAGCGAGAAGACAUGAGGCAGCAGCUAGCUGCUCAGAAACAGCAGUGCAGAAGCCUCCUGCAGCAAAUAGCAGCUCUCAGGCAGGAGCAGCAACAUAACGUCACGCUGGGUGGAGGUUCCACUAUGGAUACUGUUCCAGUGGAGGUUCAUGAGGCUUUGAAAACUGCUAUGGAGAAACUACAGUCCCGUUUCACAGACCUGAUGCGUGAGAAAGCUGACUUGAAGGAGCGGCUAGAAGAGUUAGAACAUCGCUGCAUACAGCUGUCCGGGGAGACGGACACUAUUGGGGAGUAUAUUGCAUUAUACCAGAGUCAAAGGGCUAUCCUCAAACAACGACACCAGGAGAAAGAGGAGUAUAUCAGCAGAUUAGCUCAGGAUAAGGAAGAGAUGAAGAUGAAACUACUGGAACUACAGGAUUUAGUGAUGCGUCUGGUCAGGGAAAGAAAUGAAUGGUACAGCAAGUAUGUAGCAGCAGCUCAAAACCCAGAGCUGUUAGCAAGCCAGAAUGAAAGUGUACUUCCAGUGGAGAGGCGCAUUGAACUGAAUGCUACCGAUGGAGAAGGGUUACGGGAAGUGAAUUUAUCAGAUGAAGCAGAACAAGAGGCUGCUGUUCUUCAUCAAUCCGGUUUCUCCCCUAUUGACAGUAAAGCUGCUCAGCCAAGCCAAGAGGACCCCACAGCAAAGCAAAUAAUGCAGCUUCUCAGAGAAAUCCAGAACCCUCAAGAGAGGCUGGGCUCCCUGCUGGAAAACCCCUGCAUUCCCUUCUUCUACCGUGCUGAUGAGAACGAUGAGGUCAAAAUCAUGGUAGUUUAAGUGGCGCUAGAUCUUAUUUACAGCAAUUUUCUAUGAGCCUGAAAGGACUUAACUGACCUGUAUGUGCCCAUACCUCUGCUCAGUGCCCUUGAUCAGAACAGAUUCUUAAAAGACAUCAGGAAAGAGGGAUUGCAUCAGAUGAACUUGAGCAUCAGACCUCAUCUUCCCUUUCUCUUUCUUCUGUUACUUGGUGUGCUUGGAGUACAGGCAGACUCAAACUAAUCCUGGGAGGCAGCUGGUGCUGGCAUUUCACCUGGGCCAGGUGCAGGCCUAGGGGAAGGGGAUUCCAAUGACUUCAGGCAAAAUGACUUAAUCCCUUAUCCCAGCCUCUGGUGCCAGCAGCCAGCUUCACAGCAGUGACUGAGCAGCAGUUCUGAUCCAUCGCUAAUGACUGUCAUCAGCCUAGUUCCUUCCAGGGCUCCCAGAGUAACUAACUUAUUCUGGUAACAAACUCUUUGGACUCAACAGGUUUUGUUUCAGACUAUGUAUCUUAAACUUCCCACUUCCUUCUGCAGACUGCCUCUUGCAACUGUUAUCUGAAACCAGCCUUGUCAGUCUUGAACAGCCAAAAGAUAGAGGCUCCUGGCUCGCUGGGCAGCACUACAGCCCCAUUUAUUCUCAUGGCUAGGGGAAGGGACCGAGGGUUGCCUUUGAGUCUUUUUGGUUACUUGACAAAGCUUUAUGUGAUUCUUGGGAGUGGGGUGGAAAUGUAACUGCACUUUGAAGGAUGAUGUGUUUCACUUGUAUGUGUCUGAAGGUUUUAUUUAUUUAAAAAAAUGGGAGAAAUAAGUAAAAGGAAACCACUUAAUAAACGUGCUUUGUUUUGAA
Messenger RNA from Aquila chrysaetos chrysaetos, 4192 nucleotides. RefSeq names its product golgin A2 (gene GOLGA2). The record is from RefSeq and is a predicted model, not a curated record. Gene Ontology annotation, cellular component: Golgi apparatus; cis-Golgi network; Golgi cis cisterna. The coding region runs from base 554 to 3364 and encodes 936 amino acids. Gene Ontology annotation, molecular function: protein binding. The transcript has 28 exons. Lineage: Eukaryota; Metazoa; Chordata; Aves; Accipitriformes; Accipitridae. Gene Ontology annotation, biological process: Golgi organization.